Pezoporus occidentalis (night parrot) is the source of this 8058-nucleotide messenger RNA. RefSeq names its product DNA methyltransferase 1 associated protein 1 (gene DMAP1). NCBI's taxonomy places the organism in Eukaryota, Metazoa, Chordata, Aves, Psittaciformes, Psittacidae. Gene Ontology annotation, molecular function: transcription corepressor activity. The coding region runs from base 3493 to 4887 and encodes 464 amino acids. The transcript has 10 exons. The record is from RefSeq and is a predicted model, not a curated record. Gene Ontology annotation, cellular component: NuA4 histone acetyltransferase complex; nucleus; Swr1 complex. Gene Ontology annotation, biological process: DNA repair; chromatin remodeling; negative regulation of transcription by RNA polymerase II.
AGCAGCAUCUCCUGUGCAACAGCUCUUGAGUCACCCCACUUCCCUGUGCCUCAGUUUCCCUAAUCUGCAGAUGGGGCAAUUGUGGCACCGGGAUGGCGUGACUGGUCCUGCGGUGAGUCAUUCCUAAAGGGAACGGUAGCCGAAACUGUGCCGGGAGCCUUGCUGCUCCUGUUGUCUUCCUAAGCGCUCCUGUCCCGCUGUCCCCCGCAGCAGAAGCUGUAUGGCACAGGCCUUGUGGUCACAACCAGGAGGUUGUUGGUGGCUGCCCGGUCCUGUUCCUGCUGCCCUCCUGGGGUGUCCCAGUAGCUCGAUGGGGUUCAGGUGCUGAGGUUUCCCUGCGUUCAUAGGUGGUGACUCAGCACAAGUGUGCUGGCAGGUCCCGAGCUCAGCAAGCAGGUCUGGCUCCAUCCCUCCCUCCCACAGCUGAUUACCCGUGAUGCACGCAUCCUCCUGAAGCCAGGGGCUUGUCUGGACCUGACACCAUGCUGGCAGUGCAGGGAGCGUGCCGUGAGGGCUGUGCAGUGCCCUGGCCCAGGGUGUUGGUGGCUUCCUCCUCCUGCGCUCACUGCCACAACCCCUGGUGGCUGACCAGGGCUGGGGGAUGCCCUGGGGCUCCUUGCCCCGCAAGCGGAUAUGGGAUGUAGCUGUGCUGCCAGCAUGAGCUGGGCUGAUCCUAGUCCUUCCCUGUUUUCCUGCCUGCAGCUGUGGAGAGUUGAACUGAGCAGUAGACUAGGGCUGAUGUCCCCUUGAGGGGUGGCUAGUGUUUUGGGAUUGGGCUCAGUGUCCCUGGGCCAGCAUCCAGCCUUGGGGUCUGCCCCAAGUAGGUACAAAAGUCUAGGUGUCUCUAGGCAGGGUGGCAGUGGCUUGGGAUGUUGUGCCCUCCCUUCAGGCCUGGGCAUGGGACCAUGGGACACAGGUGUCAUGGAUCCACCAAGCUCAAUCACUUGUCCUUUCCACAGCUGCCUCCACCCACUGAGUGCCCCACUUUCUGUGAGGUGCCUGUGUGGGGUGACCAUGCUGGGACACCAGUGAGCUGUGUUGGGUUUCUCACUCCUGGGACCCCUGGUACCUAAGGGCAAGGGUCUGAUGGUGAGGGGUGGCUGAAGUAAAACUGCUGCCUCUUCCCCAGAGACUUGUUCAAAAUGUCACAUGGAGGGAGAGGGAAAGGUGUGGGCUGUUUGAAUUAGCGAUGAGUCAGGCUGGCAAAGCCAGAUGGGGAGAGUGCGUGCCUGCGUGUUUGUGUGCGUAUAAGUAAUCUCUGGCUUUGUGUUUUUAUUAUGAUUAUUAUUUUUAUUUCCAGGGGAACGAUGAAUUUCUCCAACCAUCCUGUCCCACUGGAAAGGCUGGCUCUGCUGUCCUGUCCUCCCUAAGCAUCCUGGGAGCCGGACUGACGGUCCGCGGCUGUUUUGAGGUUCGGCUCUGAGAUCAGAGCACAAACCAGUUCUUCCUUGCCUUUCAUCAUCGCUGCACUAGGGCGGGAGCGAGGUCCGGCUCUGCUGCCGCUACCUUACAUGGAGGUGAGCACAGGGGAAGGUGCCUUGGCUCCUUCUCCAGGCAGAGCUGCUCCGUGUUCACUUCCCAAGGCCUGGGGCAGGGCACUCCUUCGGGCACACGAUGGAGCAUGGCGGUCGCAUGGACUGGCAUGGCUGGGAACCUCACCUGGGGGAGGAGGAGCGGCUGUAGUGGAAAAGGCAAUUAUGGUUAAUUUGUUGUUAAUAAAAAACACCCUCUUCCAAUCGCCUGGGCCAAGGCGUGCUCCCCGCUGGGGGAGAGAGCCCAGUCCUGUCCUCAGCAAAACCUGCCCUGCAAAGUGACGAGGACAGCAAGAAAACACCAUCAGCAACAUGGAGGAAGGGAGGGCUGGCGUGUAAUCCCUGCCUACGGUACGUUUGCCCAUGGUCAGCUGAAAGCCCUUUGCCUGGCCAUACCUCCCCUUCCUUUCUCCCCCUGGUCACCUCCUUGGUUGACCAUGGGAGCCAUGGUGGUGGGUGAUGCAGAGGUCUCUAAUCCCCUCCUGCAAACCUUAAGGUGCAGCACCAUGGUUUUGGGGUGCAGCCGAACCGGCACAGUGAGGCAUGGAGAAACACCUCCCAGCAGUGAGGUGAGUCACGGCCGCAGCAGGCCUGGCACCAUGUAGUCACCUGCCAGCAGGAGCAGGGCCCCCGGGGGUUUCGUAGGUGGAGGAGGGUGAAGGAGUAGCUUGGGUGGGUUUCUAAGCUCUGUGUAUGGCACAGCUUGUGGGGAUCCCCCAUGCUACAGCCAACAGGUCCAACAGUGGUGGUCCAGGGUUGCAGAGAUGUGGGGAGAAGGGGGGUGUAGGCCUGGGAGGGUUCCUUGCGCAGGGCUUUACCCUGGGGUUACUGUGGUCCAUAGGGACAACAUGGUGCUGAAGGUGGGAUGCAGCCUGGGUGCUCCAGGGUGGGAGGGAUGCUUUGGGGGUGCUUGGAGGGCUGGACACAGACCUUUCCUCACCACAACACAAGGUGAGAUCUUGGCUCUCUACAGCCAAGGUGUCCCUGCUGAAGGAUGCUCACAGGGCUGGCAUCCCCAUUCCCAAUGGGGCAGUGGUAAGUGUCUGAUCCCUGCCAUGAAGGGAAGGUCCAGCAGCCUGCCUCCGCUGCUUGGGGUGGGCCAGGCGCCGUGAUAACGGGGCUGUGGCUGUCACCGCACCUUUAGGAAACAUUUGGCUUCAGGCACCUGAACCCACGGGGAAGCGAUAACUCUCCGGCUCACUCGCCCUGCCUGGACCCACACCUGCUGCUAUUGUGCCUUAGUCACACACCGAGCGUUUUUCCACUGCUGGGCCCCAGAUAACCUCCUCCCACCCCACUGGCCACAGUGUUUGCACUUGUCCUCCUCCGCUGGUGCCAGGCUGGGAGACACUCAUGCCUUGAGCCCUGGGCUGGAGGCACGCACACCUCUGGCCUGGGGCCACCUUUGGCUACGCCUGGCAGCUGUGACAUGGGCAAAGGGCAUGAGGUGCAUCCUUCCCUGGGGUGGAAGGGGCCAGCACUGCUGUCCUGCCAUGGCUGAAUGUGGAGGGAUAUCCCUUCCCGAGCUGCUGAGCAGCAGUGGGAACACCCAAGUUUGGCACCCUGUGCCUGCAGGAUGGCAGGAGGUGGGUGAUGGGUUGCAGGACAACAAUGCUGGCUGCUGCUGUCCCCUUACCUGGGAUGCAAAGGACUGGGCUUCCCAGCAUUGCUGGCUUUCGCUGACCUGCUGCAUUCCCUGGGUUCUCCCUGUGCUCUGUCAAGGCAGGACCCCAGUGCUUGGGGGAGGUACAGGCCAUGGCAUGUGUCCCCAUGCAGGACUCUCUGACCAGAGUCUCCAGCUGUGCCCCUUUGCCCCUUGAAGGCUCUGCAAACAGCCACUGCUGCCCAGAAACAACAUCUCUGUGUCCCUUUGAAGGCAGUGUUAAUUGCUCCACUGCUGAUCAGAGCCGGAGGGAACGGACAGGACGGGGGCAGAGAAGGCCACUGAGCAGCAGGAGAGAUGGCGACGGGCGCAGACGUGCGGGACAUCCUGGAGCUGGGUGGUGUGGAGUCAGAGAACACGGGCACCAUCAACAAAAAGGAUAUCAUCAACUCGGAUAAGAAAAAAUCCAAGAAAUCUUCAGAGACAUUGACGUUUAAGAGGCCGGAAGGAAUGCACAGAGAAGUUUAUGCACUCCUCUACUCUGACAAAAAGGAUGCACCUCCGCUGCUGCCAAGUGAUACAACUCAGGGUUAUCGAACAGUCAAAGCAAAACUGGGAUCCAAGAAAGUCCGGCCUUGGAAGUGGAUGCCUUUCACCAACCCAGCAAGAAAAGAUGGAGCAAUGUUCUACCACUGGAGGAGAGCAGCAGAGGAAGGAAAGGACUACCCUUUUGCCAGGUUCAAUAAAGCAGUGCAGGUACCUGUCUACUCAGAGCAGGAAUACCAGAUGUAUCUCCAUGAUGAUGCGUGGACCAAAGCUGAGACAGACCACCUCUUUGACCUGGCUCGGCGUUUCGAUCUGCGCUUCGUAGUGAUUCACGACCGCUACGAUCACCAGCAGUUCAAGAAAAGAUCAGUGGAGGACCUGAAGGAACGAUACUAUCACAUCUGUGCCAAGCUGGCUAAUAUUCGUGCGGCUCCAGGCACAGACCUGAAAAUCCCAGUCUUUGAUGCUGGCCAUGAGAGGCGAAGGAAAGAACAACUGGAAAGGCUGUACAAUAGGACACCAGAGCAGGUGGCAGAAGAAGAAUACCUCAUCCAGGAGCUCCGCAAAAUCGAAACCAGGAAGAAAGAGAGGGAGAAGAGAACUCAAGACCUCCAGAAGCUCAUCACAGCUGCUGACACCACCACUGAGCAGAGGCGAGCCGAGCGUAAGGCUCCCAAGAAGAAGCUGCCACAGAAGAAGGAGACAGAAAAGCCUGCUGUUCCUGAGACUGCUGGCAUCAAGUUUCCUGACUUCAAAUCUGCAGGUGUCACACUACGAAGCCAGAGGAUGAAACUGCCAAGCUCGGUGGGACAGAAGAAGAUUAAAGCCCUGGAGCAGAUGCUGAUGGAACUCGGAGUAGAUCUCAACCCGAUGCCCACAGAGGAGAUUGUGCAGAUGUUCAACGAGCUGCGGAGCGACCUGGUGCUGCUGUAUGAGCUGAAGCAAGCCUUUGCCAACUGCGAAUAUGAGCUGCAGAUGUUACGGCACCGCUAUGAGGCCCUGGCCAAAGCUGGUAGUAUUGGCCCCCUCACUGCAGAAGGCGCCCAUCCAGAUGGCCAGGCGGGGCUCGGCAUCGAGGAGGUCAAGGGAGAUACCAAGGACCAGAUCAUUGAUGUAGUAGGAGCACCCCUGACCCCCAACUCGGUGAGAAGGAAGGUUGUGGGGGCAGAACAGGGAGCACUCAGGUCUCCGACGCAGAUGCCCUGACAAGCGCUGGGGAUGCUGCCCUGCUCUCCCUCCAGGCAUGCGCGUCCAAGGGAGCACAGCACGCCUGUUUACCCCAAGUCCCAGUGCUGCUCUCUGGGCUCGUCUCCUGUGCUGGACAGUGUUCUUGGUGCUACAGGUGGGGUUGGCAGGGCUUUCUACAUCCUGCAUGCAGGCAGAUGGCUUGACGUGGGUGCCACCGUGGACCAAAGCAGCAAGGCUUUGGGUGACGAGAGCUUGCCCUAGGGCAGCAGCAGUGAUUCCAUUACAGCUGCAGGCCUGAGGCAUUUUCCUUCUAGACACAGCUCCAUAAGGGUUUCUCAGAGGGAAGUGAGUGGGGAAAGCAGUCUUGAAAUGAUGAGCCAUGACUUGCCCAAGUAUCUGGCAUCAAGCAGUAGUUCUGCCUGAAGCAGGAGGCUUGGGAAGGAGAGAGGUGUUUGAAGAGCAAAGGGGUGUUUUUAUACCCUGCUUCCAGUGCUGUGAAAGGAAAGCCAGACCCUAGGGGUUCUUCCACUGCGAGCCCCGUGACAGUGUCCUGUGCAUGUACCUCUGCAGGAUGUGAAUUACCAGCCUCUCCUCCCUGCCUCCAUGAGGGCAGGCUGCCCAACCCCUCACCACUGCCUCAGGGCCAAGGGUAUGCCGGGGAUCAGCUGAGGUUGCUUUCCCCUCUGUGCAGUCCCCUGGCACAGCUGAGCUGAACUGCCUGACAAAAGCUGCCCGUCUUCACACAGUGGCAUCCCCGACGCCUCAGAUAUACUGCCCCUGGUAGUGGCACAGACCUUUACUUUCUAAACUGUAUAAUGUAUUGCAGGAUAUUGAGAACACCUAAUCGGCAGAGGUGACACCUUAGUCUGGACUUGAGUAAUGUCCUGUUUGAUUGUGACAAUAUGGAGUCAUAAGGAAGCGUUCCACUGAGACAGGUUCAUGUUUGCAAAGGAGUCUUCUGAAUUUUUUUCUCCCCCUUACUGCUUUCAGUCUGAAAUCUUACCCCUUCCUGCGGUCCCGAGUGUCCUGGGUUGAAAACUUUUCGGGCUGAUUCACAGCACACUUGCUCUCCCUUGAGACGUUGCUUGUUGGGAAGCUGGAAGAGGUGGUGGUGGUGGCCAUGGCUGCAGGAGGAGGGAGCCCACGUGUGUUUUUGACCACAUUGAUUCUCAGUGCCACCUUCUGGAAUUGGAAACAAAGGGGUGGGCCCAGGCAGCACAGAGAGGGUUAAACUGACCUGGUCUCUGACAUAUUUGAAAGAAAUAUAAUCAAGUUAAUUCACUGCAAGGCAAAUUCAGUACCUAAAGGGCCCCCAUGUUAAAUACAGCACUGACCUUUACCGGCUGAUUACACAAAGACGACACAAUUAGAUUAGUCCAAGACAAAAGGUCAAGCACAUUCACACUGUGACCAUUUUAUGCUACCUUUUGAGGGGGGGAAAAAUUACAUCCCAGCUGGAGGGGUGUCUUGGAGAGAAGUGGAAUGGGGCCGCUGUACCAUGUUCUGCCUGGCUCAGGUAUGUUUGGAGAGUCAAGCAGGGCCUGGCACUGUGCUUGCCCUGAACCCAGCCAAUGUGGCAGUGAGAGAGACAAGCAGCCUGUGACCCACAACCAGCUUUUCCAAGGAUGGGCUGACCUGAGUGGAGGCCAUGUGUUGACGAUGCUCCCUGCCCUGCCCACAUCCAGCAGGAGCCUUCCCAGUGCCUCUCACUUAGCAUCACGGCUAAAAUUGGUCUCUGGAAGGUAAAUGGCUUGGGGUCAGCUUUGAGAAGAGCUGGGGUAGGUGCUGGCUGGUGAGGUGUGUGGAUGUGUGUCCUGGGUUUGGGGUUAUCCCUGCAUGAGGUAGGUGACACCUUGCCCUUCCUCUCACCAGGUUUAACCCUGCCACGCCAGCCUUGAGCUCCCCAGUUCAAGCGUGUUGCUUUGCCACUGAGCUGCUGGGGGCACUUGGGGGAAUCAUUUAAUCUCCCUGCUUCAAAUUCCUCUGGGUUGGAGAAGCCCUUUGUGCUGUCUAGCACUGCCCAUCCGUGGCACUCCACAUGUUGGAUUAAGCAUGGAUUAGUUUAGCCUCCAAACCAGCUGCUCCCCUGAAGCCAGAUUUGCUUCCCUAGAGAGAAGUAUCUUGCUCCAGAUGUUGGAGGGAGUGAGUGGCAAAGCCGGGAAUAGGACUAAGGAGUCCUGACUCCUGAGCCCUGCCUGGCAUGCCUGGAUUCCUUCCUAGGAAUUGGAACAGAUGGGCAAAGGCACAAUGGGGUGUUGAGAUACUGUUUGUGGCAACAUCUGGCUGCCUCCAUCCCCCUUGUCCAGCAGUGGGGAUGGAGGCAUCUCAGAAGGGAGUUAGGGGUGGUCCUGGCAGUGAGACCCUGCGGGGCAAUGGGAAGCUGGUUACCGGUCUACCUCACCGUGUCCACUGCAUCCCGGCUGCCCUGGCUGCCUGUCCACCCUCCCCGAGGCACUGCGCUCCCGUUGCUGACCAUUAAAGCCGAGCUGGGAUCCCCCCAGUGCCGUCUGCCGCUGACCCUGGUAGGGGCUUUACUCGGGGCCUUUGGGAGGUGAAAGGUGAGCCGAACUCAGAACAAAUUAGUUCCAAGCAGAAGUUCAGCCAGUUACUCCAGAUUGGAUCCUUUGAUUUCCGCAACUCAGACUCCACUCAGUGAUCUGUAAUGAGUGACUCUCAGAAAUCCUCACAUUGCAGCACUUUGUUCCUGAGCUCACAAGUCAGCCCAUUAAUGGGUAAAGGAAAGGACCUUGAGUCUAAGAAGUCUCGGGUUCAGAGUCAGAAUUAUUUGACUUUUAAGCUUCCUUUAUCUGAACUCCUGCUGACUUCUUGUUUUCUGAGCCUGUUUGAAAGCUAGAAGUUACAUUGUUAAGAUCAAACAUUCUCUCUUUCCAGAUGGAGUUACAAUAUCUGUCUUUUAUAUAUAUAUUUUAAUAUAUAUAGUGUAUAUAUACCAGGGUGUAUAUAUAGACCUCUCCUUUUUUUUUUAAUCGUUCUUUCCAUUAAAAGAAACUAGACUUGUAAGCUCUUGUAAAUUAUAAUGUAAAACAUUUUUUUUAACCAGACAGUUCCCAAUUUUGCCCAAGGCAACUGGAAUAGCUGCGCCACAGAAGGCAAUAGGAAGGUGAUUAAUAUGAAUUUGUGACAUAUUUGAAAGAUGGGUCUUUUGCCAUAUAAAGAUUAUCAAACACA